Messenger RNA from Sphaerulina musiva SO2202, 315 nucleotides. RefSeq lists its product as uncharacterized. The transcript has 2 exons. The record is from RefSeq and is a predicted model, not a curated record. The coding region runs from base 1 to 315 and encodes 104 amino acids. NCBI's taxonomy places the organism in Eukaryota, Fungi, Ascomycota, Dothideomycetes, Mycosphaerellales, Mycosphaerellaceae.
AUGUCGAAGCUGGUCCAAGCCGUAGGUAAUAAAAGCUACAUCUUACAUGAACUUGUCACCCGCACGAAUGAUGGGGAGGUUGGCUUGACUGGUCCAGCGCUCUCUCUGUUGAAGGGCAAACCUCCGCACUGGUACUACGCUGCAUCCGCAUGGGCUGCAAGCCACCAGCGUGGCGCCAAGCGCAAAUUCCUUGGGCUCCUCCUCGGAAUGCUGAAAACGGUAUACGGACACUGGCUGCGAGAAUGUGUUGCGCUGGCCCAGGGCGAGAGGAAAUUGGGACAUUUGCCGCCACAGAGUGUCUCUGCUUGUGGUUGA